Molecule: messenger RNA, 1269 nt
Organism: Aphanomyces astaci
Lineage: Eukaryota; Oomycota; Saprolegniomycetes; Saprolegniales; Verrucalvaceae
Exons: 5
Coding region: 25-1203 (392 amino acids)
Molecular function (GO): DNA binding; 5'-flap endonuclease activity; 5'-3' exonuclease activity
Source: RefSeq, a predicted model, not a curated record
GCGGAACUUACCACAUCCACGACCAUGGGGAUCAAAGGGCUGAUGAAGCUAUUGACGGACGAAGCACCAGGCUGCGUGAAGGAGCUCCAGAUGUCUGCAUUGAGCGGACGGAGUGUGGCCAUUGAUGCCAGUAUGGCGCUGUACCAGUUCUUAGUGGCCGUGCGAAGCAACGGCGAGCACGGCGGCGCCGCCCAAAUGCUCACAAACGACGCGGGCGACGUCACGUCCCACAUCCAAGGCAUGUUCAAUCGAACGAUUCGCUUGAUGGAGAAUGGACUCAAGCCUGUGUACGUGUUCGACGGGAAGCCGCCCGUGAUGAAAGGCGGUGAACUGGCCAAGCGCACGGAGCGGCGACAGACUGCGCAGGACAACUUGAAGACCGCGACCGAAGAAGGCAACGUCGAGGACAUUGAAAAGUUCAACAAGCGCUUGGUCCGUGCCACGCCCCAACACAACAACGACUGCAAGGAACUUCUCGCUUUAAUGGGGGUGCCAUUCAUCAACGCCCCGUGCGAAGCCGAAGCGACGUGUGCCGCGCUGGCCAAGCACAACAAGGUGUUUGCCUCGGGCACGGAAGACAUGGACGUGAUGACGUUUGGCACGCCGGUGCUCUUUCGUCGGCUGACCAUCGCCGCCAGUCGCAAGCUGCCGAUUCUGGAAAUCAAACUCGAUAAGGUGUUGGCCGAACUCGAACUCAGCUACGAACAAUUUGUCGACUUAUGCAUCUUGUGCGGGUGUGACUAUUGCGAUUCCAUCCGCGGCGUCGGCCCCAAGAAAGCCUUGUCUGCGAUCAAGGAGCACAAAUCUAUCGAAAACUAUGUCACCCACUUGCAAGCCCAUCCAAGCAAAGGGAUCACAGUGCCAGACGAAUGGCUCGGCGAAGACGCCAUCUACAAGCAAGCGCGCGCCAUGUUCCUCGAGCCAGACGUGAUCGACAUGGCGGACGUGGACAUCAAGUGGAAGGACCCGAACGUGGAUGAUCUGCGCCAAUUCCUUGUCGAUAAGCACGGAUUCAGCCUCGACCGUGUCAUGAACGCUAUUGAAAAGCUCAAAAAAGCCAAAACAUCGCACUCCCAGCAGCGCAUGGAGAGCUUCUUCACGGUGUUGCCGUCAUCUGACUCGAAAUUGAAGCGAAAGGCCGACGACAAGAAAGCGGCCAAGGCCAAGGGAACUGCCGCCGCCAAGCGAGGACGCAAAAAGUAGAAACACCAUGAUACAUGACACACUAGUCUGUAAUCUAUCUACGAACGUGGUGGAUAGAGGAGGCCA